AUGGGUUCUACGUCACAGCACGAAGAGUACCAGUACCUCAACCUGGUCCGCGAGAUCCUGGACCAGGGUGAGCGAAGACCCGAUCGCACAGGAACAGGAACCCUGUCAAUCUUCGCCCCUCCAAGCUUCAAGUUCAAGCUCAACGAUAACGGCCGGCCGAUCCUCCCCCUCCUCACCACGAAGCGCGUCUUCCUCCGCGCCGUCGUCGCCGAGCUCCUCUGGUUCAUCGAGGGCAACACCUCGUCCAAGGCCCUCAGCGACGUCGGCGUCAAGAUCUGGGACGGCAACGGCUCCCGCGAGUUCCUCGACAGCGUCGGCCUGGCGCACCGCGACGUCGGCGACCUGGGCCCCGUCUACGGCUUCCAGUGGCGGCACUUUGGCGCCGAGUACGUCGACGCCAACACCGACUACGCCGGCAAGGGCGUCGACCAGCUGGCCGAGAUCGUCCACAAGCUGCGCACCAACCCGUAUGACAGGCGGAUGAUACUCAGCGCGUGGAACCCGCGCGACUUCAACAAGAUGGCCCUCCCGCCCUGCCACAUGUUCGCCCAGUUCUACGUCUCGUACCCGGGCCGCGGCCGCGGCGUCGACGCCCCGGAGCCCUCGGAGGAGAACAAGCCAAAGGGUCACCUCCACUGCCAGCUCUACCAGCGGUCCUGCGACAUGGGGCUCGGCAUCCCCUUCAACAUUGCGAGCUACGCGCUGCUCACGCACAUGCUCGCCCACGUGUGCGAUCUGGUGCCGGGGAGCCUCACCCACGUCAUGGGAGACGCGCACGUCUACAUCGACCACAUCGAGGCCCUGCAGACACAGCUCGAGCGCGAGCCGCGGCCGUUCCCCGAGCUGGAGAUUGCGCGGGAAAAGGGCGGCAGCAUCGAUGGCUGGAAGGUCGAGGACUUUGUCGUCAAGGGAUACGACCCCCACAAGUCGAUUCCCAUGAACAUGUCCGUCUAA
Trichoderma reesei QM6a is the source of this 954-nucleotide messenger RNA. RefSeq lists its product as uncharacterized. Gene Ontology annotation, molecular function: thymidylate synthase activity. Gene Ontology annotation, biological process: dTMP biosynthetic process. The record is from RefSeq and is a predicted model, not a curated record. Gene Ontology annotation, cellular component: cytosol; mitochondrion. The coding region runs from base 1 to 954 and encodes 317 amino acids. NCBI's taxonomy places the organism in Eukaryota, Fungi, Ascomycota, Sordariomycetes, Hypocreales, Hypocreaceae. The transcript is spliced from 2 exons.